AACUGCUAUCUGUAGCCAGCCGCUAUAUCUCGCUAUCCGCACAGAGCAGCCAUAGAGUAUCCCAGGCGGCCGUGGAAGGCUGGGUUCCGCCGAGGUUCGCUCUAUGUCACGUCCCCGGCUUGUGACGUAGCAGGCGCCGCAUUGUGAGUCGCGUUGUGUCCGGCGGUCAGUGCGCGGCUCUGGCAGCGCUGCUUUCUGCACAGCUCGCUCCGGGAGGAUUGAGGGAUAGAGCGGCGGGAUGUCGGCAUUCUCGGAGGCCGCUCUGGAGAAGAAGCUGUCGGAGCUGAGCAACUCCCAGCAGAGCGUGCAGACCCUGUCCCUGUGGCUCAUCCACCAUAGGAAGCACUCCCAGGUCAUCGUCACCGUGUGGGACAGGGAGCUGCGCAAAGCAAAGCCAAGUAGGAAGUUGACAUUCCUGUACCUGGCAAAUGAUGUCAUUCAGAAUAGCAAAAGGAAAGGACCAGAAUUCACAAAAGACUUUGCACCUGUCAUUGCAGACGCAUUUAAACAUGUCUCAAGUGAAACUGAUGAAAGUUGCAAGAAACACUUGGGCCGAGUCCUGUCUAUUUGGGAAGAAAGGGCUGUUUAUGAAAAUGAUGUGUUGGAACAGCUGAAGGCAGCCUUGUAUGGAGAAAAGAAACCAAAAAAGAGACCAUAUGAGGAAGUCAAAAUUGAACAUCAGGAUGACUAUGAGGAUGACGAAUUUUCUGCAAGAAAUUCUCCAGAAGAACCUCCACAAACCACAGAUCUCAUACGUGCAUUACAAGAACUCGAGAAUGCUGCAUCUGGUGAUGCUGCUGUGCAUCAGAGGAUAGGUUCGUUACCAGUUGAAGUUCAAGAUGUUUCUCUUUUGGACAAAAUUACCGAUAAGGAGUCUGGUAACCAACUUUCUAAGAUGGUAGAUGACGCCUGCAUGCUGCUGGCAGAUUACAAUGGUAGAUUGGCUGCAGAAAUAGAUGAUCGCAAACAGUUAACUCGGAUGCUGUCUGACUUUUUGCGUUGUCAGAAAGAGGUCCUUGAUGAAAAAGAACAGCAACUGGAAGAAUACAAGCGCAAGUUGGCAAGAGUAUCACAAGUACGGAAAGAACUGAGGUUACGUAUCCAGAACCUGCCAGAUCUAUCUCGUCUCCCAAAUGUUACAGGAAGUCGCGUUCAUUUGCCAUAUGCUGCGGAUCUCUAUAAUGAUGAUUGACAACAAAGCCUUUGGUCACAUGUGAUUGGUUACAGUGGUCUGGCUUAGUUUAGGCAAAUGUUAGUAUUAUUUUUGUAUAUUGUUAAAAGUGUGACAUAAAAUAUUUGAGUCUGAAUAAACCAUUUUUAGUGUGGUUAAAUCAUUUUACUCCCACCUCUAUUGAUGGCCUGCAGCCUUUCUAGUGGGAUUAAAAUUACUUUAAUAAGCUGUGAAGCUUAAAUAAUGUGUAUUUAAUCAUUUUCACUAUUUAAUGAAACCGUAUAUACCUUUGUACAGUCGAGUUCAACUUGUGAAUUAUGCAUUGAUGUAUUUUCACUGUAAAUUAAGGAUUUAAUUUAAAUGGAUUGCAUCUUACCUUCUGGAUAUCCAGAACAUUUCCUUUGUGAAGGUGCAGUCUGAAGUUAGAACCAUGGAAACUAUUGAUGUUCUCUAGUUUAUUGAAAUUGGUUGAUUAAAUGGCCAUGCAACUUUAGGCUUGACAUUUAAUAACCGAAUGUAUACAGAUUCAUUACAAAUCAGGCUUUGUUACUAAAGUGAGAAUUUUUGUGAAUUCAAAGUGUAUUUCACUUUGUAGCCGAACUGGAAGCAUAGCUGAUUUGGAGAUUUUUUUUUCCAGUUUGGCUGUUUUUACCUUAAAUUUGACAUUUAAAAUCCCAGCAAAAAUCUCAGUUUAGUAAAUAACCCUGAAUUGACUUUUAAAAUUGUUUUGUUUUUUUGCAUUUAUUUUAAAUGGUAGUUCCCUUUUUUGAAAUCACUGUGACUUUUUCCAAUUAAGAUCCAAGUCUGCAGUCUGCAAACUUGAAAUGCAGGCUAAAGAGAGAGUCACACCGAAGUAGAGAUGGUAUGAAAUUGAGCAAAGAUUUUGAGGAGGUUUAUGUUCCUCACUCCUUUUGGCCAAAGGUACUGCUACAGCUAAAAUAAGGUGUUCCUAUAUGGCAGGAAGCCUGGCUCUUAAUGUAGAGGAAAUGCAUGGCUACUGUGAAGUCAAUAAUAUAAUUUAAACAUAUUGAUGAUAAUGCUCUUCCACCUGCUAAAAGCAUAUGCAUACAUUUAUAGCACAUGUUGGUUUUGUUAAUCUUAUUUCAAACCAGGCUUUUAGCAUUCUUGCUUGUAUACUUUCAAGAAAGAAGUGUUAACCUUUCUAGGUCAGUAUGACUAAAAUCUGUAUUGAGAACAGAAUUGGCACUCUGUUGCAUACCACAUCAUCCAUUGCAUGUGUAGUUUCUGCUAUCUUUGUAGACUAAAAGAUUUAUUCACAUUGAUGAUAUAUUGAUAUGUCCUGCUGCUGCUCUGUGCAUCGUGUUUUGACUUUGAAAAAAAUGCAAUUAAAAAUUAUUUUUUCAUACUU
Molecule: messenger RNA, 2540 nt
Organism: Pelobates fuscus (common spadefoot toad)
Lineage: Eukaryota; Metazoa; Chordata; Amphibia; Anura; Pelobatidae
Gene: RPRD1A
Product: regulation of nuclear pre-mRNA domain containing 1A
Exons: 7
Coding region: 239-1192 (317 amino acids)
Biological process (GO): mRNA 3'-end processing
Molecular function (GO): RNA polymerase II C-terminal domain binding
Source: RefSeq, a predicted model, not a curated record